AUGGUUGUUCAGUUGGAGAUAUGGCUAGUUUUGUCUGUUCUUGUGGUUUCUAUACAUAAUCAGGUUCUUGGGAUUUCACAUAACCUGACAUGCAAUUCCAAUGACUUGAAAGGAUUACAAGGUAUUACCAAUGGAAUGGAAUCACCGAUUGAAGGAUGGUUUAGUUCUGGUAAUUUAUCUGAUUGCUGCAAAUGGGCUGGUGUAACAUGUAAUACAUCUUCAGGCAGGAUUGUGGAAUUACAGUUUUCAAAGAAAGGAUUAAUUGGUAAAUUAUCUGAUUCUUUUUCUUUUUUAGAUCAGUUAAAAAGCCUUAAUCUUUCACAUAAUUAUCUUAGAGGCCCUCUUCCUUUUUCAAUUUUUCACCUUGGUAAUUUGGAAGUGGUUGAUUUGAGUAGUAAUGCCUUUAAUGGGGUUUUACCAGUUAGUAUAAAUCUGCUUAAGCUUCAAGUUUUGAAUGUUUCUGAUAAUUACUUGAAUGGUGCACUUCCGUCUGGUUUAUGCGUUAACUCUACCCGAAUUCGUAUUCUUAGUUUUGCUGUUAAUUACCUCAAUGGGACUAUUCCACCUGAAUUCGGGAACUGUAGAUUUCUUGAACACUUAAGUUUGGCAUCUAAUUUCCAUUAUGGAGAAAUUCCGGGAUUCUUGUUUGGAUUACCAAGGUUGAGAGAAUUGGCUCUCCAGGAUAACAUGUUGACUAGUUUUCCUGGAAUUAGUAAUUCCUCUAGUCGUUUGGUUCGUUUGGAUGUUUCGUCCAAUAUGAUUUCAGGAAAGUUACCUGAUUUCUUUGGUAGCUUUCUGAAUUUAAAUUAUUUCAUAGCUCAUUCAAAUAAUCUAUCUGGCCGGAUACCUCUAUCGUUGUCAAAUUCGCCAACCCUUUCUUCUGUUAAUUUGAGAAAUAACUCUUUAGAUGGUUCGAUAGAUAUUAACUGUUUGGCUAUGGUUAAUCUUAGCUCACUUGAUCUGGGGAGUAAUAACUUUUUGGGUACAAUUCCUGCAAAUCUUGCAUCUUGUCGAAAGUUAAAAACUUUAAAUCUUGCAAGAAACAAACUCAGAGGCCAAAUCCCGGAAAGUUUCAAAAACUUUCAGUCUCUUUCGUACCUUUCACUUUCCAACUGCAGCUUCAAUAACCUCUCAUCCUCUCUAGAAAUCCUCCAGCACUGCCAUAAUCUAACUGUUUUGGUUCUCACCAUGAACUUUCAUAACGAACAGCUGCCAUCUGAUGAUGAUCUGCAGUUCAAAGCACUCAAAGCUCUCAUAAUUAGCAAUUGCAAGCUCACAGGUAGCAUUCCAUCUUGGCUAAAUGGUUUAACACAGUUGCAACUGUUGGAUUUGUCAUGGAACCUGUUGACUGGAUUGAUUCCACCCUAUUUUGGUGAUUUUAAGAAUUUGUUUUACUUGGACUUGUCCAACAAUUCAUUGUCGGGAGAGAUACCCAAGAAUCUAACUCAGUUACAGAGUUUAAUUUCAAGAGAUAUCUCAUUAGAAGAACCUUCACCAGAUUUCACAUUAUUUAGGAGGGAAAACAACAUUAGAGACAGAGGGUCUGCGUUGCAAUACAAUCAGAUCAUGCACUUUCUGCCAUCGAUUGAUCUCAGUAGCAACCUCUUUACUGGUCCAAUCUGGCCAGAGUUUGGCAACCUGAAUAAGUUGUAUGUUUUGGAUUUGAAACACAACAGAUUAUCGGGUCUGAUUCCCAGCUCUUUAUCGGGUAUGAGAAGCAUAGAGACUCUGGAUUUGUCAUAUAAUAGUUUAACAGGAAAAAUUCCUCCAUCUUUGGUGAAUCUAAGUUUUUUGUCGAAGUUUAGUGUAGCAUACAAUAAUCUAACGGGGAUUGUUCCUCUUGGAGGCCAAUUUGCAACCUUUCUCGACUCUAGCUUUAAAGGAAACCCUGGAUUAUGUGUUGCUUUAGCUGAGAACUGUCAGAAAAAUCAAGAACGUUGGCAACCUCCAGCAUCUGAGGAUGAAGAAUUCCCGAUACUCCAUAUGCUUGUAAUCACUGGCUUUGGAAGUGGUUUUCUUGCCACUGUCAUCUCAUUACUAGUUGUUCCAAGAAUUGCUAGACCUCUGUAAUGCCCAAAUACCAAUUGUCUCAAAAUACAUUUAUUAACGGGUCAUUAUAGUUUGUAUAUAAACAAGUUAGUAUUAUGUAUAUAGGGGCAUGUAUAUUAUGUAUAGUAGUAGGGAUAAAAGAGAGGCCCUGCAUUUGGAUUAUGAAGCAUUACAAUCUUCGUAACACUGCUUCAUACUCUAUAUAUAUGUAAUUAUGUAUAUGUCUACCGAACAUUAGUAUGUAGUAUUUUCGUCCACCAAUUCGAAGUAUUAUUGUUGUUUA
Erigeron canadensis is the source of this 2332-nucleotide messenger RNA. RefSeq names its product phytosulfokine receptor 1-like. The record is from RefSeq and is a predicted model, not a curated record. The transcript has a single exon. NCBI's taxonomy places the organism in Eukaryota, Viridiplantae, Streptophyta, Magnoliopsida, Asterales, Asteraceae. The coding region runs from base 1 to 2070 and encodes 689 amino acids. Gene Ontology annotation, molecular function: protein binding.